Molecule: messenger RNA, 3070 nt
Organism: Hippocampus comes (tiger tail seahorse)
Lineage: Eukaryota; Metazoa; Chordata; Actinopteri; Syngnathiformes; Syngnathidae
Gene: slc24a1
Product: solute carrier family 24 member 1
Exons: 9
Coding region: 625-2715 (696 amino acids)
Biological process (GO): long-term synaptic potentiation; calcium ion transmembrane transport; intracellular calcium ion homeostasis
Cellular component (GO): plasma membrane
Molecular function (GO): calcium channel activity; calcium, potassium:sodium antiporter activity
Source: RefSeq, a predicted model, not a curated record
AUUCCACAAAUGUAAUAUUCAUCAGAAUGACGUGUUCAGACUAGUGAGGCUGCAGAGAACAUAUUAUUGUAAAGACAAUUUGGGGGUUGACUUCCCCUUUAAUAAUUAUAACUUGAAGCAUCACCCAUUUAUCGAGAAUACCCGCUUCUGAUCGGGGCUCAUUUGAAUUCCAGAGUUCGGGAAUGUCAAAGUCAGAGAAUUGGCCCAAAAUGGCCGUUUUGCUCUUCAGUUUCAGGCAUGUGUCCUUCAGAGCUUUAAAACUAAUGUUGCCUUAUUUUCUAAUUUUCCAGGGGGUGCAACUGAGGGGUCAUUGGGGGAGUCGUUUCAAGACCCCUAUAACACCCACAUUUUCAGCAGGGUAUUUGCCAAUAUUGGUGAGGUCAGAAGAAGAACAGUGACAAUUCUAAGCGGACAUUCGAACACCUGUUGCUCAGGCCCUCAUAAUAAUCUGUUUUUAUUUUUGCACGGUAGGUGGCCCAAGGAUGCGAAAUGAAACACGCCAAAGAGGUGCGGGAUCCUAUGAGCCCCAAUCAGAUAGGGGGCGAUCUGGACUAUUGGACUGAGAGCUGGAUUGCCCUUAAUGCAUCGAAAUCCACAAUCACACACAGAAUCUGAAUAUACAGUAUGUAUUGUCCAGGAAGGAAGCGACUUCGUUUGAGGCGAGUCUUAUUCCUCCUGGCCGGGGUCUUCAUCUGCAUCGUGUACCAGCUGACCAUCAGCGCCGAACACGAUGAACUGUCGCCUUUGCCUCAGAUCGGAGACGCUUUCACUGAGGGCUCGGCUGGAUGGGUCGAGGAUGUCACGGCCGAGGGUCGGGAGAAGCCAAGAAACCAAACGACACAGGCGACCCCUUCCAACUCGACUGUUUCGAGAACUCCACCGCCAGCAACCACCAACCGGACUAUUGUGCAUUGCAUCUAUGUCCCGCCUGAUCCCAAGGAGGAGGCCCCCACUCCAUCUUCUCCUGGUGAAGCUCCUCACAUGAAGGGAGAGUAUCCGGAAGAUAUUUUCUCAGUGGAGGAGCGCAGACGAGGCUGGGUGGUCUUGCACAUUUCCGGCAUGAUGUACAUGUUUGUGUCACUUGCUAUUGUGUGUGAUGAAUUCUUCGUACCCGCACUCGGGGUCAUCAUAGACAAAUUAGAGAUAUCCGAUGAUGUGGCGGGGGCUACUUUCAUGGCUGCCGGAGGAUCUGCCCCUGAACUUUUCACCUCCUUGAUCGGGGUCUUCAUAGCUCAUAGUAACGUUGGUAUCGGGACGAUCGUCGGUUCCGCAGUUUUCAACAUCCUCUUUGUGAUCGGGAUGUGCGCUUUGUUUUCCCGGGAGGUUCUUCGUCUCACCUGGUGGCCUCUUUUCCGAGAUAUUUCCUUCUACAUUGUGGACCUCAUCUUGCUCAUCAUCUUCUUCCUGGACAAUGUCAUCAUGUGGUGGGAGAGUAUGAUGCUGGUGGCCAGCUACACGCUCUAUGUCAUCUUCAUGAAGUUUAACGCCCAAAUAGAAUACAUGUUCAAAACGCAGCUUUACAAACACAAGAGCAUUGUCCGAAUCAUCACUGAUGAGGAGCCAGAAGUGACCAAAGCCAAUGGGGGCAGUCAAGAUAACGGUCCUCCUCCACCAGACGACAGAAAUCGGUUAAAGUUGAAGCCAUCCCUUCAGCGCGGUGGAAGUUCAGCGUCUUUGCACAACAGCACCAUGAGGAACACCAUUUUUCAACUCAUGAUACACACAUUAGACCCCCUGGGAGAAGGCAAAUUCAAGGACAAGGCUGAGAAUCUGAAUAAUGUGGUGAGACGGAAGGCUGAAGGUGAUGUUGCAGCAAAGAGUGAAGAUGGAGACGGUGGUCAGGAGCAGGCCAAAGAGGACGAAGCCGCUACGACGGGCGAAACUGAGAAGAACGAGCCACCUGACGAUGACAAGGUACUCACCACCACACAUGUCAAAAAGCCCCGAAGUCAAUCUUUGAUACCUUACUAUGAAGACCAGCCCGCGGGGGGAGACGGGUCAGACGAGUCAAGCAGCGGCGAGGAGGACAGUGAUGAAGAUGACAGUGAUGAAGAUGACAGCGAAAAUGAUUCCGGCGAAGAUGAGGAGAACGAGGAGGAGCCUCUGUCUUUAGAAUGGCCCGACACACGGCGGAAACAAGUCACUUACCUCUUCUUGCUGCCCAUCGUCUUUCCUUUGUGGCUCACCGUCCCCGAUGUCCGCAAACAGAAUUCCAGGAAAUUUUUCGUGUUCACCUUCCUGGGCUCCAUUCUGUGGAUCGCCAUCUUCUCUUAUCUUAUGGUGUGGUGGGCUCAUCAGGUGGGCGAGACAAUCGGAAUCUCUGAGGAGAUAAUGGGCCUGACUAUCCUGGCCGCUGGCACGUCCAUCCCUGACCUCAUCACCAGCGUGAUCGUGGCCCGGAAAGGACUUGGAGACAUGGCCGUGUCCAGCUCGGUGGGCAGCAAUAUCUUUGACAUCACUGUGGGUCUGCCGCUGCCGUGGCUGAUCUACUCGUUCAUCCACGGUUUGGUCCCCGUGGCCGUCAGCAGCAACGGGCUCUUUUGCGCCAUUGUCUUGCUCUUCCUCAUGCUGCUCUUUGUCAUCAUCUCCAUCGCGUCGUGCAAAUGGAAGAUGAACAAGACUCUGGGCUUCACCAUGUUCCUGCUCUACUUUAUCUUCCUGGUGCUCAGCGUCAUGUUGGAAGACCGCAUCAUCGUCUGUCCCGUCUCCGUCUGAAGGUUACGUUACACCAUGCGGUCUCUCAGCGCCGACAUGUCCUCAGCAUGUUGCGCGUAUUGCAGAACAUUGAGAAUUCAUGCAGGAUUCACUCUCAGUUGAGUAUAUUAUUUGAAAGCCUUUCAGUGAUAUGUGUGAGAGGAUUUCAGUUCUAACCUCAAGCUUUUCAGUAAAACUGGAAAGACUUGUUUUCAACUAAAUGUGCCUCUCAUUACAAGGCACCAUCAGGAACAUAAUUAGUUCAUUAAAAAUAUUACCUAUCAUGCCAACUACUAAAAUGCUCUCACACGCACCACUGACAUGAAUCCAGUAAUAUGACUCUCUCACAGUCCCCAUCCCCCUCCACACACACACA